AUGUGCCCGAUAUGGUUCAAUUUUGAGAAAGUGGUUCAAGCUUUAAAUGGAAACCAUACGUUUUACUUGAAUGUCAAAGAUCUUCAAGCCAUUGUCAAGGAGGUGUGCUUUGUUAAAGACGAGACUGAGCUUGGAGUAAUGCUAGAUUUCUAUCAUGACCUUGGUGUGGUGGUAAAACAUGGCAGCACAGUUGUACUGCAUGCUCCAUGGCUGAUUGACUUGUUCAAACAACUGAUUACUAUUCCACGUUACGAGGAAGUGGGCCUAGAAUCCAGACUUAUCAAGCACUGGAAAUAUCUAGAGGAAACAGGGAUCCUUUGCAUGGAACUUGUGCGUCAUGUGUUCUCAAAGUUUAUUAAGGAAAAUUCUGUAGCAGAAAAGGACAUCCUAGACAUGAUGGAGCGUUUUGGUCUUGUUGCUAAGUUUGUGAGAUCAAAGCAGGAGCCUGUGCAGUAUUUUGUUCCAGCGCAGCUUAAAGCAUUACCGAAAGAUCUGUGUGAAAUGGAAACAUCAGAAUUCGAUCCAUGUCCGUUAUAUCUUGAUUUCUUCAAUGGUUUUGUUCCCCAUGGAGUUUUCUACCACCUUGUCGCGCGUUGCAUUGGCUGGUGCUCGGAAAAUGGAUUUAGACGACCACCCACCCUUUAUAACCGUGCAGCCAGGUUCUUUAUCCUGAAGAAAUCUAUCCAUCAAUUCAUCCUUCUUUGCAGAACAAGGUAUAUCAAAAUUAUUUUGAAGCACAGAAAACCAGUCAGUGAAGCUGGUUUGGCCGAAGGAGCGGAAGUCGCUGAAGAUUUGCGAAAUUUUCUAGGAAGAACUUUGGAAGAUAUGUCCCAGCAAAUUCCUUGGCGUGGCAAUUUGAAGUACGAGUUGUGCGUUGAAUGUCCGUUUUGCCCAACGGAGAGAAAAAGUUGUCAGAACCAUGGCAAGAUAUCCUGCACCCAUGAAGACUGCUUAUGUCUUCUCAAGAUGGCACCAGUAGAACGACUGCUUUGUGAAAAAUGUCUCUGUGAUGAAGAAGCCUCGUUUCCUGGUCUUGAAAAAUGGUUCUUGAGGGUUCGUUCUAAGUACGACGUAGCCUCUACAUCACAAGUGGAACCUGUGCAAGAUUGUCAUCAUCUUGAAAGGUUGAAAGUUACUCUUCUAGGUGAAGAGUGGACCUCACAGGGUGGUGGACUGUCAACUUUCAACAGGGGACGGAACUGGCGAAACAUCUGGCGAAGCUGAAGCAUUCUGAAGUGGAAGUCACUGUGUUGGUUCCCUAGGAUGCUUGUACCCAGAAAGAUAAAGACGAUGCUUGGGGAAAUGGAGUCAGGGUUAUGGAAGCAAAGAAAUGUGUAUACUAUAAACCUGCUGAUUGGUUAAUUUCUCCACCGGAAGACUUCAAUGCAGAUGUUGUUUUUGGUCACGGAAGAAUAUUUGGACCACAAGUACAAAUUCUGAAACGACCCCCGUAUAAUUGCAAGUGGAUCCAAGUGGUGCAUACUGAUCGAGAAGAACUUGCCAAAUACAAAGGCUAUGAUUGUCCUAUCUCUGAAGGUCAGAGAAAACGCGACACUGAGAUUGCCCUCUGCAAAAUAGCUAAUCUCGUCGUACCCGUUGGACCCAAACUGUGCGAGAAGUACUCUUCAUACCUAGCGUCAAAACCAGAUGGAAAUAUUGUUCCGUUGACUCCAGGUCUUUUUGAAGAAUUUGGGGAUUUGCCAGAUUUAAAUAAAGAUCCAGAAGGGAGGUCCGAGUUCAAGGUGUUAUUGUGUGGUCGUGGUGAUCCGGAGGACUUUGAGCUGAAAGGUUACGACAUUGCCGCCCAGGCCUUUGCUGGCGGGGAGUUGAGGGAAACGCGGUGUAGCCUCUUGUUUGUGGGUGUCCGUGAUGGAGAGCAAGAUGAGAAAACAAAACUACUUCUCAGCUAUGGCUUCGAUAAAAAGCAGUUGUUCGUCAGAUGAUUUGUCGGAAGCAGGGCCAAAAUGAAGGACCUACUCUGUGAAGCUGAUCUGGCAAUCAUGCCGUCGCGCGCCGAGGGUUUCGGUCUCAUCGCCCUUGAGGCAUUGUCUGCUUGUCUUCCUAUUCUGGUCAGCGGUAAUUCAGGCUUCGCGCAAGCCAUAAGAGACUUACCGAAUGGAAAGUUGUUUAUUGUUGAUUCAGAGAAACCCGAGGAAUGGGCAACUGCAAUCGCAGCUGUUGAAAAACGGCAUAGGGAGUACGUACAGAAGAUCAAGGAACUGCGUGAAGCAUAUGGAGAGAAAUACAGCUGGGAGGAGCAGUGUGAAACUCUUGUGAACAAGAUGAGGAAGAUGGUUCAGGGUGUAAACUGAAGGAUAGAAAAUGCAGUUAAGCAAGUCAGGCGGAAAAUACAAGUGCACAAGCUUGUGGCGUUAAUACGCAACCCAGGAAGCUCUCACUCAGAUUGUGUUUCUCCCUACACUUCUUUCGUGCUGUUGCGGUUCCCUGCGAGGUUUUCAACAGAACGGGGCGAAGUCAGAGCUCCGUACCUGGAAAAUGGCAUAGCACCAAAUGAACUUAUUUGAGGCGCAAGCCUCCGUCAGACUUCGUCCUUCAUGCCUUUUUUUUAGUAAUUUGCUUCGAUUUAUGAUAGUAUCUGUACUGCCUCUUUCUGCUGACAGUUUUUAUGUUUACAAAGUAAGGAAAUCUUUAGCAAAAUGCAAGAUUAUUUUAACGCCAAAAGACGUGGUAUAUAUUUUUUGAGCAACACCUGACGCGAAUCAAAAGCGCAUACUUUCUUCCUUGGUCAAAUUUCCCGCAGAAAGACUUUCUGAGCAACAGUAAACCAAGUUUAAAAAAAAUUUAGAUAACUGUUAUUUAGUUAUUCCAAGAAAAUAAUUUUUGCCAAAAGUUUUCUUAUUUUUUUGGCUUUUUUAAAAGAGCAUUUUUUAGGUUAUUUCUACGCCAACAUCUACUUUCAAGGUGUAAUUUCCCUCUUUUACAAGAGCGUCUAUCCACGAGCUUGAUGAAUCCUAUAUCGUAUAAUAAAGUACUCGAAACGUUUGACUUCAACUUUCAAACUUGAAAGGAAAAACUAGCUAGCUAAGGACUUCGUUUACUUCGUAAGAAACUAGGGUGAUUGUUGAGGUAUUUUCUUCUCGAUACAACCCACUGUUAUCGACUAUUCUCGUCUCGCGUAAUCGGUUUCAGUUGUACCUCUUCUUCUUAGUUCGACCAAAUACGGAGUUAGCUGGACCGCAGUCCAAAUUUUUACAUGUUGACAAUUUCGAAUGGUAGGAAUACUAUGUAGAACGUUCCAACGUGAACGUGGAGGUUAAUAAUUAAUGCUUUUUAAAGCACACUUCCAACCCCGCUACCAGAGUCUCAUCUUUGCGCCCCUUGGAACGAGUGAGAGGUUGGCACACUUCUACUUUAAUCUGGUUUCAUGUAAUUUGCUCCUAAACACUGAAUAGAGUAUUGUAAUAAACUGACCGCUUCAACUGUA
Stylophora pistillata is the source of this 3445-nucleotide messenger RNA. RefSeq lists its product as uncharacterized. NCBI's taxonomy places the organism in Eukaryota, Metazoa, Cnidaria, Anthozoa, Scleractinia, Pocilloporidae. The record is from RefSeq and is a predicted model, not a curated record.